This is a messenger RNA of Melanaphis sacchari, 1234 nucleotides long. Its product is annotated as opsin, ultraviolet-sensitive-like. Gene Ontology annotation, cellular component: membrane. Gene Ontology annotation, biological process: G protein-coupled receptor signaling pathway; visual perception. The record is from RefSeq and is a predicted model, not a curated record. Gene Ontology annotation, molecular function: G protein-coupled receptor activity. Lineage: Eukaryota; Metazoa; Arthropoda; Insecta; Hemiptera; Aphididae. The transcript is spliced from 8 exons. The coding region runs from base 49 to 1164 and encodes 371 amino acids.
GUCGUAGUAGUGACUAGUGUUUUAGACUAACACUAACAAACGUUAAUAAUGGAUUUCAACCGAAGUGUAUUGAGACCUUUGUCACAACUAGGUUCUAGUUUCAUGGAAAAUGAAGAUGAACUUCAAUUAAUGGGUUGGAAUCUUACUCCUGAAGAUCUUACUCAUAUACCAGAACAUUGGUUGUCGUACCCAGAAGUUAGAGCGCUCUACCAUUAUAUUUUGGCAUUCGCUUAUACAAUUUUAUUUUGUCUUGGUGUAAUUGGAAAUGGUCUGGUGUUAUGGAUAUUUUGUGUAUCAAAACCAUUACGAACACCUUCCAAUUUGUUUGUCCUCAAUUUGGCGCUCUGUGAUUUUUCCAUGGUAUUAGUACUACCAAUCCUCAUCUAUGAUUCAAUAGAUCAUAAAUAUCCAGGCCAUUUACAAUGUCAGAUAUUUGCAUUGUGCGGAUCUAUCAGUGGCAUUGGAGCAGGAGCCACAAACGCUGCGAUUGCUUAUGACAGAUAUAGUACAAUUGCAAAACCAUUUGAAGGUCGUAUGACUUAUGGCAAAGCAUUAAUAUUGAUCAUAUGUAUUUGGACUUAUGUUUUACCGUGGUGCUUAUUUCCUUUAACUGAAAAGUGGAAUCGAUUUGUACCAGAGGGUUUUUUGACAAGUUGUUCUUUUGACUACUUAACGCCUACCGAGGAGACUAAAGCUUUUGUUGGAACCAUGUUUGUGAUUUGUUACGUAAUCCCGAUGUCUUUUAUAAUAUACUUUUAUUCACAAAUAGUCUGCCAUGUGUUCAACCAUGAAAAAGCACUUCGUGAACAAGCUAAAAAGAUGAAUGUUGAAUCUUUGCGAAGUAAUCAAGAUGCAAAUGCUCAAUCAGCGGAAGUUAGAAUUGCAAAAGCCGCAAUUACGAUUUGUUUCUUGUUUGUAGCUGCUUGGACACCAUACGCGGUAGUUGCUAUGAUUGGCGCUUUUGGAGAUCAAUCUUUACUAACACCUAUCGCGUCAAUGCUACCAGCGGUGUUUGCCAAGACUGUGGCUUGUUUCGACCCUUAUGUAUACGCUAUCAGUCAUCCUAAAUACAGAUUAGAACUUUCAAAACGCGUCCCAUGCUUGGGUAUUAAUGAAAAACCUCCGACAACAAGCGAUACACAAUCAAUAACUACUGCUGCUUAAUGCAUUUAAUGCUAGUAUUUAAUUUGAUUUUUUCAAUAUUUAGAUUUUAAUCAAAAAAAAAAUUAACUCA